Lacerta agilis (Sand lizard) is the source of this 1273-nucleotide messenger RNA. It is a transcript of the gene MTERF1, whose product is annotated as mitochondrial transcription termination factor 1. NCBI's taxonomy places the organism in Eukaryota, Metazoa, Chordata, Lepidosauria, Squamata, Lacertidae. Gene Ontology annotation, biological process: termination of mitochondrial transcription; regulation of DNA-templated transcription. The record is from RefSeq and is a predicted model, not a curated record. Gene Ontology annotation, molecular function: double-stranded DNA binding. Gene Ontology annotation, cellular component: mitochondrial matrix.
AGCAUCCAAAUGUGGGGAUACUGAACUGACUGGAAGUACAAUUUUAUUCAGAGAUUUGCAGUGCCUGGUUAGCAUCGCAAUGAGAGGGCUGGUGAACAUGAAAAAUAAACUGCUUUUCAACAUGAAUUUACCUUGGCUUAUCAAGUUGUCUACAGACAUUAUAUUCAGAGGGGAUUCUACUAGGUUUCUUUGCCUUAAGAUUGAUAGCUCCAGUGAUGAAUUGGACAAGGAGAACAACAUUUUAGUGAAAAAUCUGGCUGGUAUGGGCGUGGAUGUCAAAAUGGUAAGAAAACGACAGCCUGGUGUUCUCAAGAGGCAGAUCACUAAUGAAGAUGGCCUGAAUAUUUUUUUGCAAGGAAAAGGGGCUAACAGAGAAGCCAUUGCCAGUAUAAUCUCACACUAUCCACGUGCCAUCACUCGCUCACACCAGUCUCUCAAAGAACGCUGGGAAAUUUGGUGAAGCAUUUUGAUGACCGACAUGGAAAUUGUAACAAUCCUGAAACGUCCCCCUGAAUCCUUUUUUUUGUCUGGGAUUAAUGAAAACAUGCAGAAGAACAUCACCUUAUUUUGUUCUAAUGGGCUGACUUCUAAGGAUCUUGGCAACAUGCUGACCAGAGUUCCAAGGGUGUUUUCUAACAGUAUAGAGCUCAAUAAACAAAUGAUAAGCCUCUUGAAUGACAUCUAUUUAGAUCUAGGUGGAGAAAAGCCAGAUGACUUUGUAAAACAGAUAAUUUCUAAAAAUGUCUUUGUCCUCUUACGGAGCAGCAAGCAAGUGAAAGCAAAUGUUCAGUUUCUGCAGUCAUCUUUAAGUCUGAGCAAUGAGGAAUUUCUAACUCUGUUGCAUGGGCAAGGAGGUGAUGUUCUGGAUCUCUCUAAUGAAUACCUUAAAAAGACACUUGCAAAUGUGAAAGAGAAACUGUUGUCUCAUUGGUGCACUGAAAAAGAGGCAGAUAUGUUUGUCCUUAAGCACCUUCACAUUCUAUACCUUUCUCCACAGAACCUGAAUGAUAAAAUAGAUUGCCUCUUGCAGGCAAAUAUUAACAUUAAUCUAAUACUGAAAAGUCCUCUAGUUCUGGACAAAAGCAUCAAAACUAUAAGUAACCGUAUUGAUGAGCUGGGAAAGCUAGGCUAUAACUUUAAAAUCCAUGGGAUUGGAAUUCUUGCGUUAAGUAAACAACGAUUUGAAGCAAAAUUGGAAAAGUUCCAUGCAGCAACCAUUUUGCACGGCUCUAAUUGAUGUGCAACCACUAAUGCAUGGGUCUUUUUGGACCCA